GAUGUUCCAAAUGACGAUGAGCCGGAGUUUGUCAGUUGCCGAAAGCCAUAUGACGACUUCGAGGAGGAAAUGGACGACGACACACGUGACAUGGACGGAUACGACGAGCAGGAUACUGGCGAUGUAGAUGGUGACUAUUACAAUGAGGAAGACGAUUGCAUAGGGGAUGACUAUGCAGAUGACGACUGGGAGUCCAGUUACGGCUCGAGUGAAGCCGACUCCGACGACUUUCACCACCUUUGGCCGGAUCCCUUCGAGGAGGGCACCCAGGCUUCCAGCGCGCCCAGGUCGCCCACCCCAUCCAUGGCUGGAGAGGCGACGGUCCAGGUGCCGCUUUGCGGAGUUGGCCUCUGCUGGCAGGCAGACGAUGCUGAUUUGAUCUCAGAUGGUCUCAAGGUGCUUUGCCUUUCACGCCCGCCUCACUGGCGAGAUGGGCCUCCGGAGGUUCGGCGUGAGCCGAGCGACGAGUCCAGAAGUUGCUACGACCACUCCCGAGCAGCUGGCGAUUUUCGUUGCUGCCCAGACGAUUUCUGGGCGGCGUUUCAUCAGAAGGUCCCUCACCCUCAGCGGCCCAACUUCCUCGGCGAGGGCUGUGCUGCGCAGGGUGUCAGGUUGACGGAUUGA
Molecule: messenger RNA, 624 nt
Organism: Symbiodinium sp. CCMP2456
Lineage: Eukaryota; Dinophyceae; Suessiales; Symbiodiniaceae
Source: the annotation of a GenBank genome assembly